AUGUCGAGGAGCGUAGACUACCCUAAAUCUCCCGCCGAGGCGGAGAAACACAUAGAAGCUAUUCGAGCACGUUUAUCUGGCGCCCAUGCUGAAAGAGAGGAUCGUCUGCAUAAAUUGAUCAGUGAACAAAUGUACAGCAAACGAGGCCAUUUCAUUUAUGAGCUACUCCAGAACGCGGACGACACGGAGUAUGCCGCAGGCCCAAUUAUCAAUAUUCGACACUCCGGUAACCGACUGCUUUUUGAAUGCAAUGAAAUUGGAUUCUCCAAAGCCGACGUUGAGGCAUUAUGCGAUGCAAGUAAUAGCACGAAGAAAAAAACGAACCCAACAAGAAAACAGAUUGGCGAGAAGGGUAUCGGCUUCAAAUCGGUAUUCAAGGUCUGUAGCUCUGUCUGGCUCAAAUCAGGCUUUUACCAGUUCAAAUUCGAUAAAAACAUACUGUUGGGCAGGAUUCAGCCUAUCUGGGAAGCGUUCCCCGUGUCCACCACACCAGGUUACACCGGAAUCUUGAUCGACUUGGAAGCUGAAAAUAAUGCUCACAUACGAAGUGCUUUGGAAGGGGUAGAUCCAAUCAUACUAUUAUUCCUUCAACAAGUCCGACAAAUUAAUAUCAGCAUCCAUGCAGAUGGUAUCUUGGCAAGAGCUCGUGGGCCAACAUUCAAUAGACUCACCGCAGAGAGCAUCCCCAAAACUGCAAGGGUACUUCAUAGAAUUCGGUGUGAGCGGAAUAGAAGUGGCUCAUCAUUGGUGGUUUUCAGAUAUCCUGUGAUCGACCUUCCAUAUCAUGUAUCACGACCACUUCAGAAUGACACAGAGAUCAUCCUGGCAUUUCCGGAGAGCUUUGGCUCGAGAGACAAAGACAACCGUGGAGGCGUAUAUGCCUAUCUACCUGUGGGGAAGUAUGGCUUCAAGUUCUACAUUCAGUCCGACUUCAUCGUCACUACAAGUCGUGAAAAGAUUGACUCCAAUGAAUGGAAUCGUCACCUCGUCGAUAUGCUCCACACUGCUUUAAUAGAAGCUAUAAAGCAGCUCAAGAAUUGGGACGACUCUGUCUUGCGAUACUCAUGGCCGCUGCUGAUUCACUUUGAGAAUGCUGAGCUGGAUAUAUUUAGUUCUCUGCCAGCAAAGCUAGAAGCUACACUGUCUCAAACCGCCAUUCUUGAGGAUUCCCAGGGGAAUUUCAUGCUACCCGGCAAUCUGAUGCACGUCCCGAAGGAAUUCAUGAACACAGAUGGCUCCCCACUAAUACCUCAAGAACACUGUGCAAGACCCCCACUAAAUCCGAAAUAUCCUAUUGAAUCUGUUGGUGUACUCGAUAUAUUUCAAAGUCUCGGUGUCGAAACGCAAACAACUGAAGGUUUUCUCUCUGAUCUUCGGAGGUUCAUUGCCGACGAUCCGGCCCGUUUUCGCACAAUGCCACUUAUGUGGUAUGAGCAACUAUGCAAUGCUUUGAUGAUUUUGCUCAAGGAUUAUCGUGAGGAUAUUGCGGGCCUAGAGAUUGUGCCGCUCAGUAGUGGUGAUUGGGUCUCUCCAUCUGCUGGCUAUUGCUAUUUUGCUCCUGAACAGCAGGAUAACCUAGCAUUCCCACUAAGCGUUGAGAAUGUGUUCGUCGUCCACCCCGGAGUCAUGAAGAACCAAUCGCAUGCGGAAUUACUUAGGGCCAUUGGAAUCAAGGAUGGUACACCAUCAGAACUUUGCAAGCAUAUCAUCAAAAAACAUAAGGAGUACUCCAGAACGUAUACAUGGUGGGACUCCUAUCAAUUACUCGAUAAGUUGAAAGUUCUCUACAGCACCAAAGAUAUGGUGUCACAGAUGACUUUUCUUUAUCGCUCAGGUUGGACACCAAAAAGGACAAAGCACAAUGACGUACCAGAUCUGUGGUGGAUAGACGAGAGUGGAGAGUUUUGCAGAACAAGCGACAUAUACAUUCAGUCUUCCGAGCCCCAGUCUGCAAGUUUAGUAUCUCAUGGCUCUAAGACUCGGUUACGGUUUCUUCAUCCUGAUUAUAUGAAAGAAUUCGGCGAUGAGCCAGCUGGGCUGGAGUUCUUGGUAAAAAUUGUGAAAGUCCGAAAGAUGCUACGUGUAGCAACGUCGGAUGAUGGCAUCGGCUGCAAAUUGCACAACGACUUCAAGUCUCUAGCUCAGGAGCGCCCGAUACGAAUGCUACAGAUGCUGAGCAAGACUUGGCGUUUUUAUGGCCCUUGGUUCACUCAGUCCGAUCGGAACAAAUCUGGAGAUGCACCAAGCACAUUGGAGAAUAGUUCGAAGGAGGAACUCAACAAAGCUGUCCGAGAUAUAAUGGUGCCAUGUCACAGUAAGGAUCGGUCAAUCAAAAUCAAACUUGGAGAAGCCUAUCUUCCUAGGAAAAAGUUACUUGAGCUCUGCGAGACGAAAACGUUUGAGCGCUGCGGACGCCGCAUUGAGAGAUGUUCGAUCUGUAUUACAUUGUGUUCGUUGCAAAGCGAAAGAGGUUCUCAAGAAAUACGAGGAGCGGUACCAGUAGAUAGACUACUUGAUGUGCCAGAUCCUGACGAGGAUUCAUGGAACUUUCUCGACAACUUCGGUGUCAUUCAUGAGCUCACGGCCAGCGUUUUCGUCCGACAUUUGCACCAGAUUAUAGGUACAAACGUAAGCCAUGCCCACAUGGAUAAUAUAUACAUGCAUCUAGAGAGCUUUAUCGAUGGUCCUGAUGGCAGAGGCAUUCAAAAGGCUCUCCAAAAUAGCGAUGCGAUUUACGUGCCCGAAUCAGUUGGCGCAUCAAGAGGAGUUUGGCAAGGCUUCUACGCAUGUGAUCGAAAAUAUCUUUUUGCGGCAAAACUUACAAUGAGAAAUGCAACAGAACAGGAUUUAAUACUAGAGGCCAUGCAGUUACGCGACACGGACGGCAUAGACCACAUAUCAUCACUAUUGGCCCACAUCCCAACGUUCUGGGUGGAUUCAGCGCACUACAGUCCGACAGAAAUUGCAGAUCCCCAGAAAGCCUGGGUUUCUUCCAUGCAUCAAUCAUUCAAGUCCAUUCCCAUGAUUCCCGUAAGGUUAACGGGUUCCAGAUCGGAUACCUUCGUCCUUCGUUCAAGCGACGAUGACAAAUCUUGGUUUAUACCAGAUCGUCAUCACCUGCAUAAAGCCUUCGUCGGGCUGGUUGAUAUGGCCGAGCUGUCAUCAUUGAAUUCUAUCCAAUUGAAAAGAUUGAUAGAGGGACUCAAGAUGGAAGAAAGGUGCUUGUCAAAAGUGGCUACCCAGAAUGCCUUCAAAGCCGAGCAGCCAGAACCAUUAGAAAAGUACACAGAAGCCCUUCGGAAAAAAGUGCCUUACAUACAUUCAGCAAUUCUGAGCAACUACAUAUUCCCAGAUCCUGCGCAACUGAUGAGCAAUGUGGAAAAUAUCCGCGCCAUAGGAUGUGAACAGAUCGGCAACAGCUGGACACUGAAUUCUGGCGAAAUGGUCAUUGAGAGCCAGCCUGACCAUUCUCAAGUGAGCUGUAGAAUUGAAGAUAAUGCGCUCGUGAUAUAUAUUGCGGGGGGAAACGAUCUGGAAGAGGCUUUGCUGACUGAGCCGCCUCCACCAGAAAUGUCUAAAGGGCUUCUCGACUUCUUCGGUAUUGAGGACAAAGAUGACGCCGUGUGCCUAACCCAAAUUCUUGCUUACAAUAAUUUGGCCCGGUUGAAAAAAGAUCUAGAAAGAUGGCCAAGGCGGAGACAUCCGAUGAAGAUGAAAAGAAAAGAAGUCGUCCGGCCUGAAAGUAAGAAUCCGGCAUCCAAUAAGGAAGACUCAGGGAAGAAGACAAAUUUGGCACCGGAGAAUGUUGAUACGGCAAAGGAUUCUGCGAAUUCUCCGGCCACGAAACCAAACGAAAUGCUAGAUGGCCAGCAAGAGAUCCCAGAAGCACUCACGGCGUCUAGCACUGAAGAGCCAGCUGGACUAGAAAUAGGACUACAAGCAAGUCAAAGCGUGGCUGAGAAGGCAAGUUCUGAGGCUAGCGUAGGAUCUGGGGUAGAUGGAGAUAAGACUAUAGCGGAAGGGAUGGUUCAAGAAGAACCUGCAUCGCAGACGCUUGAUGAGGGUGUAAUGGGAGAGGUCGAGCCCUUGAAUGGUGAUACCAAAGUGGUCCACCAUGAGAUCAACACUGAGAGGCCUGAAGGAGAAGAGAAACAUGAUUCUUCCUUGGGCCUGAUAAGUGAACAGAAAUUUAAUGCUCAAUGGCGCGAUUUUCCGUCGAAUGACACAGAACAAAGGACCGCGUCAACAGAUUCGAUGGAGAACAGCAUAAGUGGGAAAAAGCCCUCACCGCAACGAGCGGAUUUCAUUUCUUCUAGGGACUACGACGAAACGUUGCUAUCCAAUAGGAGAUACAGGAAGGAUGCAAAGCGAUUUGUGCAUAUGAAGUCCGGAAGAGUACACUUGGUAGAUCCUUCCCCAAGGAUGGUAUUCUAUGGCGAAGAUACCAAAGAGACACGGUAUCUGGCUGAGCUAUAUAUGUCACGCCAUUUCGAGGGGUUCUUCGGCAAGGACAUCCACGGCCAGAACGUGUACAAACCGAACGAGCAUUGGACCAGUGAAUUUCGUCUACGAAAUGGACACGCACCCUUCUUACCACAGAACCAGAAUGAAUAUGUUAUUCAUUCUACAUUCACAAUUGUAGACACGGAGGGGAAGCUCAAAGAUUUGAUGAAUGCUGAUGAUGCUGUCGAUAGUCUUUCGCUUGCAGAGAUCUGCAGCUUCCAUAUAGAAGUAUGCGCUACUAGCGGUGGACUCCACUCCCCGUUCAUCCUCCCAAGUCAGCAGUACGAAAAGGCCAGGGAAAUGACCACAGUCGGCAGGCAAGGUUCAAUCGAGAAUAUUUACAUCAUUGCAAGAGUGUACAAUAUACACGAUGAUCCUGGAUUUGCGCUCUACGCGGACCCUUGGAAGCUGUAUCUGAAACGAGUGAUAUCUCUCGAAGUCAACAGCUCUUUCGAAGGCAGCGUUUCCACGGCCACCCCUGCAAUUCUCUCACGAGACUCAUUAGGCAAAGGUCUCGUAACGGAAAUACAUGAUAUCUACAAAGACCUCUACGUCGGUGACCAAGAAAUACGACUGUUGGAGCUAACACUUGGGAAUGAUAACGAGCAUCUACAAGGAGAACUCAUUGUUAAGGAUUUGAGGGACCCCGAGACAUCAUUUUGGGCAAUUUCUUAUGUCUGGGGAUCUGAUCCAAACGACCAGUCCCCUUUCUUUAAGACUAGCAAAGGGAAGAUACGAAUCACAGACUCCUUGAAUGAGUGCCUUAGGUGUCUCAGAAGAAAGCGUGUAAAGGCUCUUAUAUGGGCUGAUGCGAUCUGUAUUGAUCAAGGCAACAACAUUGAGAAGAAUAUGCAAGUACGGCGGAUGGGAACCCUCUACAACACUGCAGAGAAAGUGGUAAUUUGGACCGGAGGUCAACGAGCUGAAGAUCUGUAUGCAAUGGACUGGCUCCUCAGUUUGCGGAAUCUCCCCCGUUCAUCCGACAUUACCUUGGAUCCAGCAACUAAAAUCGAACACAUCAGCGAGUUCCUGGCUCGAGCAUGGUUUGGUCGAACUUGGACGAUACAAGAGCUGGUGUUUGGCUCAGAUGUGUCAAUAAUAUGUCAUGACCAAGAACUUGGAUGGGAUGACUUCAUCGCCGCAAUUUCUCUAUGUGAAGAGGAAUUACUGGAGAAGCGCGAAGCACUACACAGAUCGGGCCCUGCCCUGCACCUCAACAAGACCCGGCAGCUCUAUUUGAAGGAGGGUAGACGAUACAGUCUAUUGCAAUUGCUGGAGAUGUUCCACCACACUGAAUCCUCUAAACCACGAGACAAACUGUUCGCGAUGUUACACAUGGCCACGGAUGCCACUGAUGUAAAAGCGUUCUACCCAGAUUACGAGUCAACGGAUAAUGUUAUCCUAGCAAGAUACGCCAAACAGUAUGUCGCAUCCCAUGAUUGGUUGCAAUUAUUGUAUCGCGCAGGCAGCGGAAAGUCAUCCUUCUUCUGCACUUGGAUACCUGAUUUCAUGAAUUUCAGAAGGGUAGAACCAUACAUGCCGACAAUAUCAUCCUGGAUGGUUACUGGUACCGGAGAUGGUAACCAUUCUUUCAAUGCCCAUCCUCCAGGAUCGCGAGGUGUUGUCGUUCGUGAACCAAAUUCGACAGACGCUGCCCCAAUACUCGUACUGAAGGGCUAUGUAUUCGAUUCCAUCGGAGAUUGUCGUGGUCUUGAGAUAACACGAUAUUCACUCAAAUUCAGUGAUGUACUCGAAGCUUCAAAACGCAUAGCAAACUUUGGUCGGUACCCAGACGCAGGCCCUGAUUGGGAAGACGACCUUCGUGUAAAGUGCCUCAUUGGGGAUGCUAUAGGCCCUUAUCACAAGAACUCACCGCAAUCUUCAAAACAAGAGGUGUGGGCACCCGAAUUCAAAUCGACAAUUUGUGGCAUUCGUCUCGACCAGGACGCUCGUAAACAGAUGGAUGAAAUGUCGGAUGCGUCACGAAGGCUCGUCAAUGCAUAUCUGCAAACAGUCUCGAACUUCCUAGGUUUGAUUCCAGGAGCCGCACUAUGCACAACAAAGAAGGGGUAUAUUGGAAUUGUGCCUGGAGAAACAAAACCCGGUGACAAGGUGGUAUUACUCUUUGGCUCAAGAGUGCCCUUCGUGGUGAGGGAAGGUAAAGAGCCAGGGCAGUAUAAGCUUAUCGGGGAGUGCUAUUUACAUGGUAUCAUGCACUUCCAAGCUUCGAGACUCUCUGGCCUGGUAGAGCAGGAAAUUUGUUUAAUAUAA
This is a messenger RNA of Aaosphaeria arxii CBS 175.79, 6774 nucleotides long. RefSeq lists its product as uncharacterized. The transcript is spliced from 9 exons. Lineage: Eukaryota; Fungi; Ascomycota; Dothideomycetes; Pleosporales. The coding region runs from base 1 to 6774 and encodes 2257 amino acids. The record is from RefSeq and is a predicted model, not a curated record.